Molecule: messenger RNA, 1584 nt
Organism: Vitis riparia (riverbank grape)
Lineage: Eukaryota; Viridiplantae; Streptophyta; Magnoliopsida; Vitales; Vitaceae
Product: transcription factor FER-LIKE IRON DEFICIENCY-INDUCED TRANSCRIPTION FACTOR
Exons: 4
Coding region: 32-988 (318 amino acids)
Biological process (GO): regulation of DNA-templated transcription
Cellular component (GO): nucleus
Molecular function (GO): DNA-binding transcription factor activity; protein dimerization activity; sequence-specific DNA binding
Source: RefSeq, a predicted model, not a curated record
AAACCAGCAGGCUAUUAUUCCAUGAACAGCAAUGGAUCGGAGGGAUGCAUCUGCAGGCACCUUGCCCAAUGUUACCGACUUUGGUUUCCAUGAUUUCAUCAAUGAGCCUAACUUCGAGCAGUUUAUUGAGCUCAUCAGAGGAGAAAGCGCGGAUUCUCUCGUGAAGUUCUGCCCCAAUUAUGAUUGUGAGCACAUGAAUGGUUGUUUGGAUGAUAACCAGUUUGGCUCAUCCGUGGGAGAAUUGUUUGAGUUCGACCCUGCAACUGCAACUGCAACUGCAACGGUGUCGAAUCCUGAUUCGGUUAUCGACUCACUGCCGAGCAUUGAUGGGGAGAUGAAGGGAGGGGAAGAGAUUGAUGGGGAGGAUUCAUCCGGGAAUACUACCACUACACCCACAAAGGGGACCAAGGUUGAUAGGUCCAGAACUUUGAUUUCAGAGAGGAGAAGAAGAGUUCGAAUGAAGGAGAAACUCUAUGCGUUACGUUCCUUGGUUCCUAACAUAACUAAGAUGGACAAGGCCUCCAUUGUUGGAGAUGCUGUCCUGUAUGUGCAGCAGCUGCAGAUACAGGCCAAGAAGCUAAAAGCUGAGAUAGCGGGCCUUGAAUCUUCAUUAGUGCUGGGAGCAGAGAGAUAUAAUGGCUUAGUGGAAAUCCCCAAGAAGAUUCAAGUUGCACGCAGCCACCAUCCCAUGGGCGGGAAGAUUUUUCAGAUGGAUGUGUUUCAAGUGGAGGAAAGAGGGUUCUAUGUGAGAUUGGCGUGCAACAGGGGGGAAAGGGUGGCGGUUUCGCUGUACAAGGCGCUUGAAUCCCUCACCGGCUUCAACAUUCAGAGCUCUAACUUGGCCACAUUUUCAGAGACUUUUGUAUUGACAUUUACUUUGAAUGUUAGAGAAUGUGAUGAAAGCAUGAACUUGCCAAAUUUGAAGCUAUGGUUAACUGGGGCUCUUCUGAACCAGGGAUUUGAGUUCAAAACACUUCCAUCCUCAUAAUUUACUUCUACAAAAUAAUUUCUGUAUGUGAUCAUAAGGUCUAAUUUCAAAUGGACUUGAUUCCAUAACAAGUAGCAGCGAAUCCCAUACAUGGGUGCAAGUCAUUAGUCAGUACAGAAGUCCCAGGGUACAUGAAUCCCAGUAUCAAUUUUUCCCCCCGGUUUCGUGUAGCCGCAGAUGCAAUACAUUUUGGACAUGGUUGAUGACAUGUAUCAUCAAUUCAAAUCAGUGAAAGUCAGCUUGAUUAAUUAGUGUCAGAGCUGUGGUAUCAUAUUUUGAUCAUGAAGCUAACUUAACUAAGGGGAGUUGAUGCCUCCCUCACAAGAUGGGAAUUUACUGCUUGAUCUUGUGGGUGAGAGUUGAGAAGUAUCAUUGGUUUGUUUUGUUCUGGGUUCCAUCUUUUUCUUCUCAAAAAUGGUUGUCAAGAGGAUGGCAAAAGAAGGCCCACAUGUUAAGGAACAUGCCAUUGUCCAGCCCAAUUCAAGCAUGAACUGUCUAAGCCCAAUUCUAUUACAUAAACAAUAAGUCAUUUGUUAAGGUGGUGUUUGGUAACUUAAGUUAACUUUAAGUUAUAUUAUACUUAAGUUAUUGACUUA